GGCCCGCCCAGUCCCCCAGAGGCCGCAUAUAAACGCGCUCCCCGGACCAGGCUCGCUGCGAAGGACAUUUGGGCUGUGUGUGCGACGCGGGUCGGAGGGGCAGUCGGGGGAACUGCGAAGAAGCCGAGGAGCCCGGAGCCCCGCGUGACGCUCCACUCUCAGUCCAAAAGCGGCUUUUGGUUCGGCGCAGAGAGACCCGGGGGUCUAGCUUUUUCUCGAAAAGCGCCGCCCUGCCCUUGGCCCCGAGGACAGACAAAGAGCACCGCAGGGCCGAUCACGCUGGGGGCGCUGAGGCCGGCCAUGGUCAUGGAAGUGGGCACCCUGGACGCUGGAGGCCUGCGGGCGCUGCUGGGGGAGCGAGCGGCGCAAUGCCUGCUGCUGGACUGCCGCUCCUUCUUCGCUUUCAACGCCGGCCACAUCGCCGGCUCUGUCAACGUGCGCUUCAGCACCAUCGUGCGGCGCCGGGCCAAGGGCGCCAUGGGCUUGGAGCACAUCGUGCCCAACGCCGAGCUGCGCGGCCGCCUGCUGGCCGGCGCCUACCACGCAGUGGUGUUGCUGGACGAGCGCAGCGCCGCCCUGGACGGCGCCAAGCGCGACGGCACCCUGGCGCUGGCGGCCGGCGCGCUCUGCCGCGAGGCCCGCGCCGCGCAAGUCUUCUUCCUCAAAGGAGGAUACGAAGCGUUUUCGGCUUCCUGCCCGGAGCUGUGCAGCAAACAGUCGACCCCCAUGGGGCUCAGCCUUCCCCUGAGUACUAGCGUCCCUGACAGCGCGGAAUCUGGGUGCAGUUCCUGCAGUACCCCACUCUACGAUCAGGGUGGCCCGGUGGAAAUCCUGCCCUUUCUCUACCUGGGCAGUGCCUAUCACGCUUCCCGCAAGGACAUGCUGGAUGCCUUGGGCAUCACUGCCUUGAUCAACGUCUCAGCCAAUUGUCCCAACCAUUUUGAGGGUCACUACCAGUACAAGAGCAUCCCUGUGGAGGACAACCACAAGGCAGACAUCAGCUCCUGGUUCAACGAGGCCAUUGACUUCAUAGACUCCAUCAAGAAUGCUGGAGGAAGGGUGUUUGUCCACUGCCAGGCAGGCAUUUCCCGGUCAGCCACCAUCUGCCUUGCCUACCUCAUGAGGACUAACCGAGUCAAGCUGGACGAGGCCUUUGAGUUUGUGAAGCAGAGGCGAAGCAUCAUCUCUCCCAACUUCAGCUUCAUGGGCCAGCUGCUGCAGUUUGAGUCCCAGGUUCUGGCCCCACACUGCUCGGCAGAGGCUGGGAGCCCCGCCAUGGCUGUGCUGGACCGAGGCACCUCCACCACCACCGUGUUCAACUUCCCCGUCUCCAUCCCUGUCCACUCCACGAACAGUGCGCUGAGCUACCUUCAGAGCCCCAUCACGACCUCUCCCAGCUGCUGAAAGGCCACGGGAGGUGAGGCUCUUCACAUCCCACUGGGACUCCAGGCUCCUUGAGAGGAGAAAUGCAAUAACUGGGAGGGGCUCGAGAGGGCUGGUCCUUAUUUAUUUAACUUCACCCGAGUUCCACUGGGUUCCUAAGCAGUCAUCGUGAUGACUUAGCGUCAAGACAUCUGCUGAACUCAGCACAUUCGGGACCAAUAUAGAGUGGGUACAUCAAGUCCAUCUGACAAAAUGGGGCAGAAGACAAAGGACUCUGUGAGCCGGUUUCUUUUUGCUCGCCCCUGUUUUUUGUAGAAUCUCUUCAUGCUUGACAUACCUACCAGUAUUAUCAUUCCCGACGACACAUAUACAUAUGAGAAUAUACCUUAUUUAUUUUUGUGUAGGUGUCUGCCUUCACAAAUGUCAUUGUCUACUCCUAGAAGAACCAAAUACCUCAAUUUUUGUUUUUGAGUACUGUACUAUCCUGUAAAUAUAUCGUAAGCAGGUUUGUUUUCAGCACUGAUGGAAGAUACCAGUGUUGGGUUUUUUUUAGUUGCCAACAGUUGUAUGUUUGCUGAUUAUUUAUGACCUGAAAUAAUAUAUUUCUUCUUCUAAGAAGACAUUUUGUUACAUAAGGAUGACUUUUUUAUACAAUGGAAUAAAUUAUGGCAUUUCUAUUGAAA
Nomascus leucogenys (northern white-cheeked gibbon) is the source of this 2066-nucleotide messenger RNA. It is a transcript of the gene DUSP1, whose product is annotated as dual specificity phosphatase 1. Gene Ontology annotation, molecular function: MAP kinase tyrosine/serine/threonine phosphatase activity; protein tyrosine/threonine phosphatase activity. The record is from RefSeq and is a predicted model, not a curated record. Gene Ontology annotation, cellular component: cytoplasm; nucleus. Gene Ontology annotation, biological process: endoderm formation; protein dephosphorylation; negative regulation of p38MAPK cascade. Lineage: Eukaryota; Metazoa; Chordata; Mammalia; Primates; Hylobatidae.